CAUAUACUCAGGGGAAGGAUAAUCCACUUCGUCUUGAACAGCCCCGGUCCCCACUGGGACAGUCGCAGGACCUUCGGCGACGAGUGUGCGCGCGUAAAGUGGCGCGCCGCCUCUCACACCGGCUAACUGGGCCAGCCUGAGCGUGUGUUGGACGGCGGGAGCUGAGGCUUUAACGCUGAUAGGCGCAUGGGAUGCUGUCCCCAAAAGAGUGAUAAGGUACAUUGGAUGAAAUCAUGACCAGGUGGGCACGAGUUACUACCACACAUAACAAGAGACCCUUGCCUGCAACAUCAUGGGAGAACAUGAAGAAGGGACCCUUUGAAGGAGCAAGCCAAAACCUACCAAAGCGUAAACAACUUGAAGCCAAUAGACUUUCCCUUAAAAAUGAUGCACCCCAAGCAAGACUUAAAAAGAACAAAAAGAAAAAAGAGUACUUAAAUGAAGAUGUGAAUGGAUUCAUGGAGUACCUAAGACAGAACUCACAGGUGGUUCACAAUGGGGAGAUGAUAGCAACAGACAGUCAGGAACUAAGGGACGAAAUUGUAGUUGCCUUAAAGAAAGACAGUCGACGGGAAGGAAGACGAUUAAAACGACAAGCAGCAAAGAAAAAUGCAAUGGUAUGUUUCCAUUGUAGAAAACCUGGCCAUGGAAUUGCAGAUUGCCCGGCUGCCCUUGAAAAUCAAGAUAUGGGCACAGGAAUAUGUUAUCGGUGUGGCUCCACAGAGCACGAAAUAACUAAGUGCAAGGCUAAAGUAGACCCAGCUCUUGGUGAAUUUCCUUUUGCAAAAUGUUUUGUUUGUGGGGAAAUGGGGCAUUUGUCCAGAUCUUGUCCAGAUAAUCCCAAAGGACUCUAUGCUGAUGGUGGUGGUUGCAAACUUUGUGGCUCUGUGGAACAUUUUAAGAAAGAUUGCCCUGAAAGUCAGAAUUCAGAUCGAAUGGUCACAGUUGGUCGCUGGGCAAAGGGAAUGAGUGCAGACUAUGAAGAAAUUUUGGAUGCACCUAAAACACAGAAACCCAAAACAAAGAUACCUAAAGUUGUUAAUUUCUGAUAAUAGUUAGUACUUCGGUUAGUCACCACCUCAUUGUUACUCCCAAACUG
Messenger RNA from Galeopterus variegatus (Sunda flying lemur), 1099 nucleotides. It is a transcript of the gene ZCCHC9, whose product is annotated as zinc finger, CCHC domain containing 9. The transcript is spliced from 6 exons. NCBI's taxonomy places the organism in Eukaryota, Metazoa, Chordata, Mammalia, Dermoptera, Cynocephalidae. Gene Ontology annotation, molecular function: nucleic acid binding; zinc ion binding. The record is from RefSeq and is a predicted model, not a curated record. The coding region runs from base 234 to 1049 and encodes 271 amino acids.